This is a messenger RNA of Fomitopsis serialis, 1800 nucleotides long. RefSeq lists its product as uncharacterized. Gene Ontology annotation, molecular function: protein binding. Bases 189 to 1628 code for a protein of 479 amino acids. The transcript is spliced from 5 exons. NCBI's taxonomy places the organism in Eukaryota, Fungi, Basidiomycota, Agaricomycetes, Polyporales, Fomitopsidaceae. The record is from RefSeq and is a predicted model, not a curated record.
CUCCAGGCGAUCGUAAUUCGGAUUGUUAUAUCCACCAACACACCUCGCCUGAUAUACGUGCGGCGUAGGCAGUUGCGUCCAGACACGAUCCAAUCAGUCGUGCAUGACAAUAUCACUGAGCAGCUGGAUUUAGCAUUCAUUCGUAUUCAUGCGACGCUGUCUGAGCAGCGUGAACGAAAUCUCACACCAUGGCUCAUGAAGAACACACCCUCACCAAUGAUCCGGUCGACAACGGCACGAUCGCACCCAUUGCUCUUGUUCCCGACGACAUCCUACACCAAAUAUUCUUCUACCUUCCCAUAUCCCAUGUUUGUCGAUAUUGGCGUCAAUUUUCGCUCGCUUCGCCACGUAUGCACAAGCUAGAGGCCUACGUUGAACGCUCAAGGGACAUGCCCCUGUACGUAAAGUACACUGGCUCUGCGAACAACCCGAAGCCGGAUCCGUCGUGGGGGCGGAAGGGUGUCAUACUGGUUGACCAGACCUACCGCUUCGCCGAGCUUCAUGUCGCAGAGCUGCGGCGCGAAGACAUAACUGCCCUGCUCACGUUCCGCAACCCUGCACCCCUCCUCCGCAACCUCUCUCUGCAUGCCCCCAUGCAGGUGCUCGGGUUGUCCCUCUUCUCCCGUGAAUUGCCCUCCCUUCGCGAUAUCGAGCUUUCUGGCGUGCUGCUUGCGUGGCUGCCCUAUCGCAACAUGGAUACGAUGGUUCUUCAUAACCAGCUCGUCCCUUCCCUCGGCAGCCUUCUCACCGCGCUGAAGGACUGUCCAAAGCUGAAGGUCCUGAAGCUCGGUUUGCUUGGGGCCAUGGAGAACGCAGCCGUCAUGGGAUGCAUGACUGACGCAGGAGACCCUCAACCAGAGGUAGUCCACCUUCCCUAUCUCCAAGAACUCACUCUGAGCUCCAUGGUCCCGGUGGACAUAGCAAGCAUCCUUCAUCAUCUCGUCUUCCCAAAGACCACGGCGCUGGACCUGAAGUUCUACGGUCAUCAUAACCUCCCUCUCGAUCUCUCGACGCAGUGCCCAAAACAUCAUACUCGACUCAUCGGCGCUCUGGAAUGGUCGACACACAUCGUGCUACGCUCCGUGGACAAUAAGCUACGAAUCGAGUGGGAGUGGCACGAGGCGGGUGGGCUUCCAGAGAUUCUGGACACCGCCGGUUUUGCCGCUAUCACCUUCCCGAUCCUCAACCACCUGACUCUCAUUGCCAACUCGUUCAGACUGCUGGAGACACAAUGGAGGCAGAUCUUCGCUUGCGUGCCCACUGUCACGACGAUGGAACUCAACAUCCGCGACUCGAUGGUGUUAGAGCUCUUUAACGCUCUAUCCCGUGUCGCCGACACUGAAGGCGUGGACCACGAUACAUCCCUUUGCAUAUGCCCGAAGCUGACGCAUCUGAAGUUCUCCCGCCUUGACGAGCAACUGACGAUCUUGCGCGGGAUGGCUGAAGCUGUCGAGGGACGUUCUGCCCGCGGGGCCCGCUUGCACGCCAUCGAGAUCAUUUCUCGGACGGGGAAACAGUUCCCGCGAGAGAUCAAGACCAGGCUCAGGAAAUGCGUGGGCUCUGUGGAUAUCAAGCACGACGGGCUGUCGAUGGACUUCGGGUCCUUGUCAGCACAACUUUACGACUAGCGACGUGUAGUUACCGUACAACGCAUCGAAACCUCAUGACGCCGUAGAAUAUGGGAUGUUAGGCUCGAGCCAGUGACACUUUGCCCUGUCUCGAACCCACUGCGUGCUUGUUGUAAUGGAGAGCGUUCGCUAAUGUAUCACUGGGCCUGUGUGCGGCCAUUGCUUACUCGGA